AUGUAUCGCAUGAAAAAUAAGCAGUAUAGUUCUAAAUAUUCGAGAUAUGAUGUACCUGGUUAUGAGGCAGAAACAGAUUCUUCUGAAGAAGAUAAUGAUUCCGAUAGCGGUGACAGUGAACCAUGUAUACGUCCAACUUUGAAAUCUUCAAGAGUUGUUGAUAGGAGGUACAGAGAUCAUAGAUCACUCAGACCUACACUUGGUGUCGCAGCUCGUAAUCGGCUUCGUUCUCAACCCAUUGAUGCUUAUUCAUCCACUACUUAUUCAUCAUCUAACCUUGAAACUACUACAGAAACAAAUGAGACUGACCCAAGUGACCUUUACACGCCUAUUCCCUAUAAUAGAAGCAGAAGAUCACCCGCUCGUCAUCUGCUUAUGGACGAGGUAGAUAUCUCACCGGUUAGACCGGAGCAUCAGUUCGUUGCACCAUCUGUGCCAUCACUUAUAAAAAGAAAUUUUCAACCUACUCUCACAUCCACUACUACUUCUAUACAUAAAAUUUUCCCAAUACCCAAAACUAACCCUCGUCUCGGUGGCGGCAUGGUUUGCUCUACCCCCCGUUCCUCAUCAUCCGGGCGUGGUCCCUUUUUCUCAUUAACCACUUCUUAUGCUCAAGCUCUUAAUAUGGAAAAGCAAAGACCUAAAUCUUAUUAUGGAACCGAAGCAGACACCUCGUCAUUUUGGGAUAAUACCCGGGCAGCUUCUCUUCGUUCCAUCCCCGAAACAGUUAACUCUGGUUAUUACAGACCAGAGAACUUCGGACUGCAUGCAGCAUACGCUAAAAAUCGAAACACUAAAGGAAUAAUGUUUUUAACCAUGACAAUGUCUGGUAAUAUGUUGACUGUCGCUAUUCAUAACGCUGUAUACUUUUUGGAAUCAGGCCCUUCUGUGUGUUCUUUUGUACAGGCGGAACUUCGUACAAGAGAAAAAGAGGACAGGCAUGAGCACAGAAAGCGACAUUAUCACCACGAUCGCAACGAUCGCCGAGAACGCAAUGAGCAUUCUCAACAAUCUAACAAGGAGAAGCAAUGCUUCCGAACUGAUUUAGUUCCAUCCACUAAUAAGCCGGAAUUUAAAACAGUUUUUCAAUUUCAGUUAAGUACUCAUCGACGAGCUUCUUUAUUCAUUUGUGUGUGGGCUAUGAGUGCAGAGCACGCUGGAUUUAAUAUUAAUAAGAAGAAAAUGCUGGGAUGUAUGACGUUCCCGAUUUCCAGACUGCUGGCCAAAGCUCGUAAAUGUAGUGCUACUUGCUUCGAUGACGAAAAUAUGUCUAUGGAAGAAGUAGUUGUCAACGAUGGAGGUUUUUUCCUCCUCGACGAUAAGGACGGACAACGUACUAACAUGCCGCAACACAAAAUUAAUAAAGCCGAGUUUUACGAUGACCCCGCGUUGAGUGGGAGCUGUGCUCUCACCACAGCCAGCUACUCAUCCAGCAAUCUGACUUCACAGAUGCCUAUGGAGGAGUUUGCCAAAGCCUCUCGUGCAUUUGGUUCUUCUCUUCUUCCAGGAGGUUACUCAUCGGCUGAUGAUGUUCGAGUACACGACUACACAUCUGCCUCCAGCUCUUCCAACUCACGAGAUGCCAGUGAGUUUGGAUAUCACGGACAGCACAGGGCUACUCUACCAUGCGUCCUUAACGCCCCGAGUAUCACUACCACAAGUGACACUACAACCUCUGAACACGACGUGUUUGGUGGUGCCCCAUCUAAACCCGAUUACCAUUACCUUUACGUAGAUAAUAAUGAAAAUGAUAGUGAACAUAAACUUGACGUCAAGACUAAGGAUGUGGGUGUCCGGAGAGCUGCCUCUUUCACUUUCUCUCCAAGAGGUGCUGCCGAAAAACAUAACAAACGUCCAGUUCAAGUAAAGCUGAAAGAAGAAGAAAAAGAAAAAAGAAAAUUGCGUGGUCCAAUCUCAAAGACGAUCAGUUACAUUCGGAGUAAAAUGGAUACUGCUCUUUCAACCACGUCUUUGUACGCAUCGAAAGAGGAAAUUCGCCAAUGGGAAACAUGCUUUGAAGCUUUACUCAAUCACAAACAUGGAUGUUCCCUCUUCCGACAGUUUCUUAAGAAGGAGUUCUCGGAUGAGAAUGUGGAUUUCUGGCAAGACUGUGAAGAGUUCAGAAAAAUGAAAGAAGGCAAGAAAGCCACAACUCAGAGAGCUCACGAGAUCUAUAGGGAAUAUGUAGCGGAGCAGGCUCCUAAAGAGGUUAAUCUUGAUUCUGAUACACGAGCUGCUACAAAGGCUGCUUUGGAAAGUGGCUGUAAAACUGACACAUUCCUCUUGGCUCAAUCCCGUAUCGAACAGUUGAUGGAGAAAGAUUCUUAUAGGAGGUUCCUUAAGGAUUCACUCUACCUUGAUCUCCUUAAAUCGAUAGAGAAUAAUGAAAUCGAAGGUUCAAAUGCUUAA
Molecule: messenger RNA, 2409 nt
Organism: Auanema sp. JU1783
Lineage: Eukaryota; Metazoa; Nematoda; Chromadorea; Rhabditida; Rhabditidae
Source: the annotation of a GenBank genome assembly